CAAACGAUCCUCGUCGUCAUCCUCAAGUCGUCGACGACGAUGAUCAACCAGAGCGAUCUUGCAUAUAAUUGCGAAUAGAAAAAUCGUGUCGAGACUCAUCGUGCUUUAUGAGAGUACAGUGGUUCGGAGUCGAGCAACAAUAAAAGGCCAGACCUGUCCGGGACACCGUAACGACAACAUCAUUCUAUCGCUGCCGCAUCAUUGUCAUUCGCUACACAGAAAUAAACGUUAAGAUAUAUACGGCGCAUAUUAUCAUCGAGUUUCAAAUAACUUGUGAAUAAAAUAUGAAUUGCCAAAAUAACAAGAAGAACGACAGCGAUCGUUCAUUACCGUGGUUUUUGCUAAUCGUGGUCGUUGGAUUAAUAAACGGCUCAUCAGGCUACACGGACAACGGGAAAACGGAAAAUUCAACAAUCAUCGGAAACGACAAUACAGGCAAUGGAACGUUGUACUGUCCGGUCCUCAAACGACAACCGGCUCUGGACUUGAAGCAGAUAAUGGGAAAAUGGUACGCGGUCGAAGUCGUGAAGCAUAAAAUCGAACCACCUGCACCCGAUGGCCGUAAAGACGACGCUCAACACGUUACGACUACGGUAAAGACUUGUCCCGUAGUGGAGCUGUGGCCGGACGAUAAUCAAAAUUCGAAGGGGAACAAAUCGGAAGAUAAAUCAAGCGGCAUCCGCAUCCGAUUAUUAUGGGUUGAAGACGCUGGGGAUCUUGAAUACUCCUUUAGCGUACCCGAUCUAGGAAAGAAUCCCGGCUUAUGGCGUUCGGAAGGGCCGCAAAACGGCACGCUGCUGACCCAUAAAUACGUCCAAUUCGCCGGGUCGGUCCAAGUAAUAAAGGCCACGGGAUCACGGAUGGUGCUGACUUUCUGCUCGACGCCGAGUCCCGCGGGAGCCGAGGAAACCCGUCAACUAUUUUCCUUCAUAUUGUCCCGAGAACACAGACUCCAGGAAAGCUUCGCGAUCGGGGUGCAAAAUCUUUUGGCGAGACACGGGCUCACCGUCGAAAGCGUCAAGGAGACGUGCGUCAACGUUCCUGCAAACGAUUAUUCUAACGCCGAUUUGUAGGAAUUCCGACACUACGGGAGCAAUUUUAUAAUAUUUAGGAUGUACUUGGGAUUUCGGUAGAUCAAGCUUGAUUGGAAAUUCUGAUAAUAAACUGCCUUUUGCGGAGAAACCGAAACGUGAUCAGCUGUUCAAAAGUACAAAAUUAUGAGCCUGAGGGUACAUAUUCGAUUGAUACAAUAUUCGUUCAUUGUCAGAAUUUGAAAUAAGCAAAAACUUGAGAUUUCGAUCGUAUUUGAUCUAUCGAAAUUUCUUAUUCAGGGUUCGUACGCUUUCUCGAAUCUGAAAUUCCCUGACUUUUCCAGGUACUGUAACCUGAAAAUAGGAUUUUUCCAGUAACAUUUCAAGAAAUAUAACCCUGAGUAAUGACAAUUUUUUCACACAUUAAUACUAAUACCUUCAGUGUUACCUAGUAAAUAUCUUACUAUCUGACUAUCAAUUAAAAAAAAAAAAAAAAAAACAGUCACCGAUUUUGCGUAAGAAAAAAACGAAAGAAAGUUUGGUAUUAAGUAAUAUACAC
Neodiprion virginianus is the source of this 1590-nucleotide messenger RNA. RefSeq lists its product as uncharacterized. NCBI's taxonomy places the organism in Eukaryota, Metazoa, Arthropoda, Insecta, Hymenoptera, Diprionidae. The coding region runs from base 285 to 1073 and encodes 262 amino acids. The transcript has 4 exons. The record is from RefSeq and is a predicted model, not a curated record.